AUGGUUGUGAACAUGUGGGUUUGUACCUUGUUGACUCGCUGUGUCAAGUACAACUCAACAAGGAAUUCCAGACGACCGAUUGGCGUGUUAGACCACUCCCCGAAGAAA
Molecule: messenger RNA, 108 nt
Organism: Mesorhabditis belari
Lineage: Eukaryota; Metazoa; Nematoda; Chromadorea; Rhabditida; Rhabditidae
Source: the annotation of a GenBank genome assembly